AUGGCUCUCCCGAAGCUCGCCACCUCACCCUCCUUCCAUGCCUUGGUCGGCGCGCACUCCUUCAUGCUCGGCCAGGUAGCAUGGCAUUACCGACCGACCUUCUUCCGACCCGUACCGCACCAGCGCACCCUUUCAGGUACACCCCGACGACGAGACGAGAAGCAACAGCAAAGACCGCCUGCACAGCCAACCACAUCCCCUGAAGACUCGCCCAACUUCUCUCUUCCCGAUGGCUGGGAGGACAACCCGCAGUACUCAAACAUAACGCAAUUCUCCGAGCUCCCCCAUCGCUUCUUUGGCUAUAACCAGCACAUCAAGAUCAAUGAGGACUUCAAGGAGUCGUUGCGGCAGAUAUUAUGGCAGUUUCGCGCUCCCAUACGGUACGCGUUCGCCUAUGGCUCUGGUGUAUUCGGACAGUCAGGUAGCGCGAGCAAAACAAGCGCAGGUCUACCUGAAGGACAGAGCCUGAGCCCGCACCCCGACCCGCCAAAAGCUGUGGAGGAAUGGCAAAAAGGUGGCGCGAAGGUCAUAGACUUCAUCUUCGGCGUGAGCCAUACGCAGCACUGGCACUCUCUGAACCUGGGCCAGAACCCGCACCACUACUCCGGACUUCGAUACCUUCCUUACAGCUCAGCCGCGAUAUCGUACGUCCAAGACGGCUUCGGCGCUGGCGUUUACUUCAACCCUUACAUUACGGUCAACGGCGUGAUGAUCAAAUACGGCGUCGUCAAUCUUAAUACCCUAGCUAAUGACCUCAACGACUGGACGACUCUCUAUCUGGCUGGCCGGCUGCAGAAACCAGUCAAGAUCCUUCGCGACGACCCACGAAUGCGACUUGCGAAUCAGAUAAACCUGCUGUCAGCGCUUAGAACGGCAAUGCUCAUGCUGCCCGAGAAGUUUACAGAACGCCAGCUGUACGAGAAGAUCACAGCUCUCAGCUACAUGGGCGACCCUCGCAUGAUGAGUAUACCGGGACUAGGCGCAAGCGAAAAUAUGUCCAAAGUCAGCAACAUCGUCGGCGCACAGCUUCCUGGAUUCCGCCAGCUGUACGUCCCGCUCAUCGAGAACCUGCCGAACAUCGAAUUCACCGACGCGCGAACACCGCGAGAGCCAGCCUGGGAGAAGGAAGACGCCAUCCGCCACACGGGAUCUAAUGUCGAACUGGCAGCGGACGUGCUAGGGGGUAGAGAUGGCCUCGAACUGACGCAAGAUCUCGACCCAGUGAAACGCGGCAACAUGGUCCGCCGUCUCCCAAGCGCUUUCAGGAAGAAGGUCUACUACCAGUACAAGAAGAAAUUCGGCAUCCCUGGCUCAGCCUUUGACCCCAUCCUGGAAGCUUCAGAGGACGAAGGCAAAGAGGGUGAGAUGCGCAGGCGAGAGGGUGGUGACUUUGAGCGAAAAAUCGCGGCGCAGGAGGAUCUUGAUCAGAUGAUCGCGAAGUGUGUCAAUGGGACGGUGGCAUGGCCGGCGACGAGUCAGACGAUCAAGUCGUUCUUCACGGCUGGGAUAGGGAGGGCGUGGCGGUACUAUGCUGAUAAACGGAAGAAAGGGAAGGAGGGGGCGAAGAAGAAGGCUGCUGAAGAGGUGGCGAAGCCGGAGGCGGUUGUUCAGGAGGCUAAGGAGAAGGAGAAGAAGGAGUGA
Molecule: messenger RNA, 1641 nt
Organism: Saxophila tyrrhenica
Lineage: Eukaryota; Fungi; Ascomycota; Dothideomycetes; Mycosphaerellales; Extremaceae
Gene: TAM41
Product: Mitochondrial translocator assembly and maintenance protein 41
Exons: 2
Coding region: 1-1641 (546 amino acids)
Biological process (GO): cardiolipin biosynthetic process; CDP-diacylglycerol biosynthetic process
Cellular component (GO): mitochondrion
Molecular function (GO): phosphatidate cytidylyltransferase activity
Source: RefSeq, a predicted model, not a curated record